GGUCCUUACGAAGCUGACGCAGUGGGCGGCCCGGCACGGGCGGGGGCGGCCCCUGCACGGGCGGAGGCGGUGUUAGAGAAUCGGGGGGCCGCCAGGCCCCCGGCAUGGAGGCGGCGGCGGCCUUGGGCCUACGUCGCGGGCGGCGGCGGCGGCGGCGGCUGAGGUGGCUGAUCUGAUAAGCAUUCCAGGGUGGAGAAAAAGUGACAGGUUUGACUUUGCCAGGAUUACAGUGAAAAAUAGCUUGCCUAAAGAGAUGAGGCUGUCAGAUUGGCACCACUCAGCUACAGCUGCAAUACUCCUUUCGCAGGCACCACGCCGCCCUUCCCUGUGCCGAGUGGGAUUUUCAAUGGCUGCAAGAAGAGUUUGCUGUUCCUUCCUUCACUCGUGAUGCCUGUCUCCGUGGAUAUGCACUGUUCCUGCAGCACCCUGAUGGGAGAGAAGGAUGUGCAGCAGCUGGGAGGUGAGUGUUGUGCCUGCUGAAACCCCUCAGACCCACUAGCCAUGCCAGGGAUUGUCGUGUUCCGCCGCCGCUGGUCUGUAGGCAGCGAUGACCUGGUUUUGCCAGCAGUCUUUCUCUUCCUCCUGCACACCACCUGGUUUGUGAUCCUCUCUGUGGUGCUCUUUGGGCUGGUGUACAACCCCAACGAGGCCUGCUCGCUCAACCUGGUGGACCACGGCAGAGGCUACUUGGGCAUCCUGCUCAGCUGCAUGAUCGCAGAGGUGGCAAUCAUCUGGCUCAGCAUGAGAGGCAGUAUCCUGUACACAGAGCCUCGGGACUCCAUGCAGUAUGUGCUCUAUGUCAGACUGGCUAUCCUGCUGAUUGAGUUUGUGUAUGCUAUCGUGGGCAUCGUUUGGCUAACACAGUACUACACUUCCUGCAAUGAUAUCACAGCAAAGAGUGUCACUUUGGGAAUGGUGGUGUGCAACUGGGUUGUCAUCCUGAGUGUCUGCAUCACUGUCCUGUGCGUCUUCGACCCCACGGGCCGGACCUUUGUCAAGCUACGUGCCACGAAGCGGAGACAGCGCAACCUGAGGACGUACAACUUGAGACACCGCCUGGAAGAAGGACAAGCCAGCAGCUGGACACGCAGACUCAAGGUUUUCCUUUGCUGCACAAGGACAAAAGACUCUCAGUCGGAUGCCUAUUCAGAAAUUGCCUACCUUUUUGCUGAGUUCUUCCGAGACCUUGACAUCGUCCCAUCUGACAUCAUUGCAGGCCUGGUUCUUCUGCGCCAACGGCAGCGGGCAAAGCGCAACGCUGUGCUGGAUGAGGCAAACAAUGACAUUUUAGCUUUUCUGUCUGGGAUGCCAGUGACCAGGAACACGAAGUACCUGGAUCUGAAAAACGCGCAAGAGAUGCAGCGGUACAAAGAGGUGUGUUACUACAUGCUGUUUGCCCUGGCUGCCUAUGGCUGGCCCAUAUACCUGAUGAGGAAGCCCACAUGUGGACUCUGUCGCCUGGCCAGAUCCUGCUCAUGUUGCUGUCUGUGUCCUUCACGUCCCCGCUAUGCACCUAGUGUCACCAUUGAGGAGGACAACUGCUGUGGCUGCAACGCCAUUGCCAUCCGCCGCCACUUCUUGGAUGAGAACAUGACCUCGGUGGAUAUUGUCUACACAUCGUGCCAUGAUGCGGUUUAUGAAACACCUUUCUAUGUGGCUGUGGACCAUGAUAAGAAGAAGGUGGUCAUUAGUAUCCGAGGAACUCUGUCUCCAAAAGAUGCCCUGACAGACCUAACUGGGGAUGCAGAGCGCCUUCCAGUUGAGGGUCACCAUGGGACAUGGCUGGGCCACAAGGGAAUGGUGCUAUCUGCUGAGUACAUCAAGAAGAAAUUGGAACAAGAGAUGGUGCUUUCUCAAGCUUUUGGAAGAGACUUAGGGAGAGGAACAAAACACUAUGGCCUGAUCGUGGUUGGUCAUUCCCUAGGGGCUGGCACAGCUGCCAUCCUGUCCUUCCUCUUGCGUCCGCAGUACCCAUCACUCAAGUGCUUUGCCUAUUCUCCCCCAGGUGGGCUGCUGAGUGAGGAUGCCAUGGAGUAUUCAAAAGAGUUUGUGACUGCAGUCGUGCUUGGCAAAGAUCUAGUGCCCAGAAUUGGACUCUCUCAGCUGGAGGGAUUUCGCCGGCAGCUUCUGGAUGUUCUUCAGAGAAGUAACAAACCAAAGUGGCGCAUCAUUGUGGGGGCCACAAAGUGCAUCCCCAAGACAGAGCUGCCUGAAGAGACAGAAGAGAACUCAGUCACGAGUAACCGCCUCUGGACCCACCCCAGUGACCUGACUAUUGCCCUGUCUGCAAGCACACCCCUGUACCCACCAGGCCGCAUCAUCCACGUGGUGCACAAUCACCCUGCAGAGCAGUGCUGUUGCUGUGAGCAAGAGGAUCCCACUUACUUUGCCAUCUGGGGUGACAAUAAGGCAUUCAAUGAAGUGAUCAUCUCGCCGGCGAUGUUGCACGAACACCUCCCAUAUGUGGUCAUGGAAGGGCUCAACAAGGUCCUGGAGAAUUACAACAAGGGGAAAACAGCUUUACUUUCUGCAGCCAAAGUGAUGGUGAGUCCUACAGAAGUGGAUCUCACCCCAGAACUGAUCUUCCAGAGUCAGCCCUUGCCCAGUGGCCCUUCAGUGCAGAUCGGAACUGGAGCCGUAACAACGGACAGAAGGAACAGCAGUACUAAGAGCAAAUCCCAUUCUGAGAUCAGCUUGGAAGGCUUCUAUGAGACGAAGCCACUUUCCCCUGUGCAGAAAGACCCCGUGGAGCUGCUUCUCCUGGACACAAAGGAACGUCUGUCUGUGGAGCUGCAGGACCGCCGUGCCCCUCUUGCCACCAUGGAGAGCCUCUCAGACAAUGAAUCCCUCUACAGCUUUGAUUCCAGGCGCUCCUCUGGUUUCCGGAGCAUCCGGGGCUCUCCCAGCCUCCAUGCUGUCAUGGAGAAGGAUGAGACCCACUGCUUUUAUAUAGACCCUGUUAUCCCUGAGGAAAACCCUUCCCUGAGCUCCCGGACAGAGCUGCUGGCUGCUGACAGCCUCUCCAAGCACUCCCAAGAGACUCAGCCCCCUGACAACGUGCUCAACAGCGGUGGCACUACCCCACAACGACGCUGCAGUGAGGAGGGAGCCAGCAGCGAGGGGGACCGUGUUUCCUUACCCCCUCGUGAGGAGCUGUCCCUCCAGAAUGGACGUCUCACUGAUGUUCCCAGUCCCCAAGUGCUGGAAUUUGCUGAGUUCAUAGACAGCCUCUUUAAUUUGGAUAGCAAAAGCAGCUCCUUCCAGGACAUCUACUGCAUGAUGGUGUCAGACAGCUCCAGUGACUUUGCAGAGAUGCCCAAAUCUGUUAGUGAUCAAGAGAUCCUGUUGAGGGCACAAUAUGAACCCAACUUAGUCCCUAAGCCCCCGAGGUUGUUUGCAGGCUCAACAGAUCCUUCGUCGGGCAUCUCUGUGUCCCCCUCUUUCCCCCUUAGUUCAUCUGGAGAACUCAUGGACAUCACUCCUACAGGUGUGAGCAGCCAGGAGUGCCUGGCCACUGAGAAAAUCCGGACUUCCACCCCCUCUGGGCAUGUAACCAGCCCUGCCAAGCAGGACGACCUCAUGAUUUCAGCCCUCUAGUUGCAGGGUAAAAGGGGUGCAGCUCUGAGAGCUGAUCCCAUAGGCUGAGUGCUGGGAUAGUACUUGGAGGAGGAGGAGGUGGUCAUGGGGCAGUUCAGAUCAGAGGAGACAGUUGGAAAUGUUCCUUUCUGGGGGUGACACAGUGGUGGCACGUUGGUGUCUGGAGGAUGGGCUAGGAGAAGCAGCUUUGCCUCACAGGGUCUGCUGCAGGGCUUGAGUCUCUAAAGGUAGAUGGAAGUUCCCUACCCCAGCCUGUCUCAUGGCAUUUCUGAGGCAGAUUCCUUGCCUCAGGGCACCUGCUGAGUUUGGGAGUGACAUAUCCUGCUUCAGGGAAUCCUCUGGCCUGAAGGGGUGGAUUCUCUGAAGCUGAAGGAUUGAAUAGAUUGAGGGAGCCAGGCCAGAUCCCCGCCUUGGUACCAUGUCAGUGGGUUUGGAAAUGAAUGGAUUGAGACUUUGGGCCCUAUUGCACUACCAGGUUGGAUCUGGCCCAAGAUCCAAUCCAUCCCACUUCCAUAGGCAUUGCUUUUGUAGGACACUCUCCUGUUCUAAAGCCAUUGGGGCUAUAUUCUCCCCACAUGCAGUCUCCCCUCCCCUGGCCAGGCACAGCAAGAGCAGGGCUGGCACUGUGCUUUCUCUCCCCUGACUCCUUCUGUGUUCAGUGACCAUCAGGCUGCUGCUGAGAGGGAAGGACACUGUUCUGAAGAGCCAAAGCCCUCUGCACGUCCCUCCUUUGCCAGAAAGAGUUCUGGAUGUCACCACCAUCACUUCUCAGCUCCCUGGACCACUCUGAGCUGGCCACAUUCCUGCAGGCCUGACAGGAUCCUCAUCUAGGAGCUGCAUGGAUGGAUCAACUUCAAACAACAACAGGCUUCUCAACACCCAGUGUUAUGUGCCAGGCCCUUGUGGAGCCUGGGAGCCUCUGCUGGGUCCUCACACCACCCAUAUGCCAUAAUCACAGAGCAGUGUCAGCCUCUGUCAUUGGGAGUUCAGGGGAAAGAUGGACUUUUACAAGAGUAUUGAAAAAUUACAGGAGUAUUGCAAAAAUACUCUUUUUCAGUACAAAAAUUACAAGAGGAUUGAAAUCUCUUGUAUGUUUACAGAGCUGCUAAGCUUCUUGGAAGGUAUUUAUUAAGCAAACAGGGAGGCUUUCCCUCAGCUUAAAAGCGUGUUCAUCCUCUCCUUUCCUGUGCUGUUGCCUCUGGGAUCCAAGGGGAUAGAGGAUGGGCAGGUAAUGAUUGCAAGUCCUCUGCUUUUCAAGUGGCUCAGAGCCUGGGGGGAAGCAUUGUGCAUCCCUCACCCACCCUCCCUUGGCUGCCUCUCCAUUGCACACUGCAAAGCUUGACCAAGGUACCAGGAGAACUCCCUGAGCACUGCUGUGCAGAGCCUCAGGGCCUCUAGGAGCCUCCAAGACCUUCCCAGGCAGGGACUUGCCAAUGAUGGGAGCAGGAGAGAAACUACCUAUUGAGAGAGUUUAAACGUACUGUGACCUGUAAAAAGGCCUUUUGUUGGCACAAAACCUUCCUAUUCAAGCUCUGCAGUCAUCAAUCAGUCUCACUGGAGCUCUGAACUCCCUCACUGGAAGAGAAAGUCCCAUUUUAACUUCCUUGUAAUCACAGGGAUGUUCAUUGCUCUCCUUCCCCCUCCUUAGUCGUGAUCUUUCCACUGUGGGAGGAUGCUGUGCUUCCCAGGCUCAUGGCAAGCCUCUGGGCUCCUGUUACCCUUAUCCUGGUAUCCCACAGCCUUUAGCUGUGGUCACUGAGUAGUCUCUUGACUACUCAGCCAUGGGUCUGAGCUGUUCUGUCCUGGACACCACACAAACCGAGUGGCAUCAAAUGCCAUCGAGUCAGGACUGGAGCACUUUAUUUCCAUCAGUGCACACUGGUUACAACCUCAAGUGCAUGGAAAUGAACUGGACUUUGUGUCCAAAUCCCACAGUUUAGCCUGGGAUACUGUGUUCCUGAUCCUCACCCAUUACAGGGCCUUCAGAAGCACAGGGGCUUUGUUCAGUGGGCAGUAAAAUACUGUCCCUGGGGUUUAGGUCCCAAAGGUGACCUUUUCUCUACUGUCUUGAAUUAGAAGUAAGAAACCCCUUUGAGUUUCAAGUAAUUUCUAAGAGUAAAAUGCUUUUAAAAGCAAAACCAAGUUACUUUUCCUCCUUGUAGAUCCUUCAGGAAAGAGCAGUGUUGUUCCCUUUGCUGCGAGCUUGUUCAGGAGCUCCCCUAGAGCAGCUGUGUAAGUGCCAUCACAUCACCCACUCUUGCAGAGCACAGGGUAAGGCUGACUUGCUGCCCACACCCGAGGCACACUAAAAAGGUGGUGUCCAGGAAGACACACAAUAAACUUGGGGUGGUUUUGAGGGGGAAAGGGGAUAUUGUAGCAUCGGGAGGCUGAGGCUGGCAGGCUGGCUCUCCUCCUGAUGCAGACUGCUCACCCACGUUGCUAAGAGGAGGGGAAAGGAGUUAAUCUCUGCCUUUAAUCAUUGGCAGAAGAUGGGUAGGAAUCACUUAGCACUUAGGCAGAGCUUUAUAUCUGCAAAGCACUUUACAAAUGCUAAGGAAAGAAUCAUCUCUGGCCCUAGCAGUGAGGUGGUAGGAGAUGGGUUUCUCUGAGACUAGGUGGAACUACUGGUGCCCUACCAAGGAUGGUGGGGAGAUGCCUCAAGGUGAGGAAGGUGGAUUAUCUCCCUCUGGUGUUUCAGUGAUGACCUGAGGAUGGUUAAUGGGUUAUAAUAUUGCACUAGAAAGUCACUUCUGAGCUUAGGCAUACAUCCACAAUGUCCUGGAAGACACAGUCCUUGUGUGUGACUCUUUCCUUCUCUGUGCCAUUGGAACUGUGUCCCAAGGGAAUGGGUUUACCUUGCCCUCACCAGCUGUAGCAGGAAACAGCCUGGCAUGCUGCAUUAUUUGGCUUUGUGCUCUGUGGUUGUUAGGUUCCUACUGAAAAGCCUGGAAAACACCUAAUGCCUGUGACCUGGCCUUGCCAUAGAUCAAGGCAGUAAAGGUGCAAAAGGGCCUUAGUUAAAGGUCUUGUAUCACAUUAUGUGUAAUUCCUGGCUGCUUUGUUCUCUCUUGACAAACAGAUCUGUUCCCAAUCACAAGUAAAUCCAUGUUCUUGGCAUUAUUUCUGCUUUAAA
This is a messenger RNA of Pezoporus occidentalis (night parrot), 6730 nucleotides long. It is a transcript of the gene DAGLA, whose product is annotated as diacylglycerol lipase alpha. Gene Ontology annotation, biological process: arachidonate metabolic process; diacylglycerol catabolic process; retrograde trans-synaptic signaling by endocannabinoid. The coding region runs from base 502 to 3597 and encodes 1031 amino acids. The transcript is spliced from 23 exons. Gene Ontology annotation, cellular component: postsynaptic membrane; dendrite membrane; cytoplasm. NCBI's taxonomy places the organism in Eukaryota, Metazoa, Chordata, Aves, Psittaciformes, Psittacidae. Gene Ontology annotation, molecular function: lipoprotein lipase activity. The record is from RefSeq and is a predicted model, not a curated record.